This is a messenger RNA of Acanthocheilonema viteae, 1416 nucleotides long. Lineage: Eukaryota; Metazoa; Nematoda; Chromadorea; Rhabditida; Onchocercidae. The record is from the annotation of a GenBank genome assembly.
AUGGUACAUGUGAAUAACGAAGUUGGCAAGAAUGACCUGCUGAAGGCAGUUAUUGCAGAAAUUGUAACCAAUAUCGUUGAUUUGAUAUGUAGGGGAUGUAUGUCGUUCGAUUACCCUUUUGAUCGUUCCAAUAUUGUCGAUCCAACAAGUUUUAGAAUCGAUCAUUCCGCAAGAAACAAUGAUAAAUUUUCGGAAAGCGCAUUUGCUGUUCAUUCGAGCAGUGAUAGUUCGGAUGAUGAAUUCGAUAGAAUUUUGAAAAGUAUUCGACGACAAAUAUCACUGCAAAGAGAUGAGGAAGAUGAUGAUAUAGAAGUUGCAGUUUCAGCGAAAACAAAUGCAAAACCUGUUGAGCAUGAGUAUGAUAUUAUGCCUGCUAUCGAGGAGCUCAGGAUUCAUGUGGAGGAAGAUAUUCUACUGGAACAGUUUGGAAGAAUUGUGAAUAUCGUCGACAGAUUAAUAGUGAUUGAAGCUAAUUCAAAUAUUGCACUUGAUUUUGAUACUGUAAUUUUCGAUGCUGAGCGCAACGCUGUGGGACGGAUUACUGUGAUGUAUACCUUAUCAGUAUUAUCUUGGUAUGAUCUUUACUCGCUUUCGUCUUCAAGUUGCGGAAUAUUUGACAUUUUCGGGCCGGUUGCUAAACCAAUGUAUGCAAUUCUUUUUAACGAUAUUAAGGAAGCAAAUGAGAGGAGAGUGGGUAGUGCAAUGUACUAUGCCCCAGCUGCUUCCCAGUUCACUCAUGCAAUAUUCACGGAGAAGUUGAGACAGCAAGUUUUUCAUUAUUUGAAUGAACACGCAGUGACAGUUUUUGAGAUAGUACUGCGUAACAUCGCAAGUGAACAUGCAAUAAUAAGUAUUUGAGAGAAGGCAACUGAUGGCUGUUGGGAUGGUGAAGGUGAAUGUCCUGAUGACAUGCUAGCAUUUAGUGAUGAUGAAACUGAACAACGGUAUAAAGCGAAGCAUCGAUCUCUGAAGGUCUAUAGAGGUCAGCAUAUGUUUGAUAGCCCUAAAAACAAGAAAGCACGAUAUUCGUCAAAGCGUGGUCGGUCAAAAUGUAGAAAUAGGAGACAUAACAUAACGCGGCAGUUUCGAAAUGGUUUCGAACAAUAUGGUGGUAAUGCAGCAGGAAUCAAUUUCGAACACAGGAAUUCGAUGCAACAGUCAUCUCUUUGGUCAGCAGCGGUGAAUAAAAAUGGAUUUCGGCGGCUUCAAUCAGACCUCCGUUUGACGUCUUUGGGGAUUCCAGAAUGCCCAAAUUAUUCAUUCUUUGAAAGAAACAUGGAUUCAAGGCAACAACCGAGCAAAAAUAGUAGUCGAUGUAAUGGUAAGGAUAUGAUGAACUUUGAAAGGGAUUCGGCUGCCUUGUUAACAACGGUCAGUGCCGUGGCAGUAAAUAUGGCUCCGAGCAAUACUGCUUGA